Molecule: messenger RNA, 797 nt
Organism: Prosopis cineraria
Lineage: Eukaryota; Viridiplantae; Streptophyta; Magnoliopsida; Fabales; Fabaceae
Product: cysteine proteinase inhibitor 4-like
Exons: 1
Coding region: 26-529 (167 amino acids)
Molecular function (GO): cysteine-type endopeptidase inhibitor activity
Source: RefSeq, a predicted model, not a curated record
CAUUCUCAAACCUUUCUUCUUCAACAUGGUGUUCAUGCUAAACUCACCCGCCGUGACAUUGAUGAUCAUUUUCGUCACCGUGCUUUCAGUUCUCCUCAUCCCAGCGUCGUACGGAUCCGGAGGCGGCCGGAGAGUUCAUAAGGUGGGGGCGAAGAUGGACAUGGGAGACGUGAGGAGGAACAAGGAAGUGCAGGAGCUCGGAAGGUUCUCGGUGGAAGAGUAUAACAAGAGAAUUCGAGUAGUGUUACAAAACGACGCCGUUUUGUCUGACGGUGCUGGCAACAACGGAGCCGCCGCCGGAGGAGAGAAGGUGGAGUUCAUGAAGGUGAUGGAGGCGCAGAAGCAAGUGGUGGUGGGGACGAAGUACUACCUGAAGAUAUGGGCGGAGCAGAAUGGACGUUACAGAGAGUUUGAUUCAGUGGUGGAAGAGAAGCCAUGGCUGAGUCAGAAUUCUAAGCAGUUAAUUAGCUUUGCUCCUUCUCAUCAACGCAAGAGAGAUCAGAAAGAUGGUGCAGAAAGAUGGUGGUGAUGAUGAUGAUGAAUCGGUGUUGAAUAAGAAGGUCAUCUCAAGUGUGUAGUAGGACUCAAAAGUCACGUUCUAUAUAUAUCUGACUUCGUCGGAUAAGAUGGUGUUCGAUUAUUCUCUAAUGUAGUUUUGCUGCUUCUUCACUGUGUUUUUUUCCUCUCAUGGCCAAAUUUGUACCGCGGGAUCUGUAAUUGAAUGAGUUUUAUUUUUUUCCAAAUAAAAGUUUUUUGCUCUAUUUAUGUUUUCUUUUGUGGCCAAAGCUCUGCACGUU